Nipponia nippon (crested ibis) is the source of this 1023-nucleotide messenger RNA. NCBI's taxonomy places the organism in Eukaryota, Metazoa, Chordata, Aves, Pelecaniformes, Threskiornithidae. The record is from RefSeq and is a predicted model, not a curated record.
AUGCCUCAACUCCUGAGUAAUAGCAGUUCACAUGAACAGGCUGCUAUAUAUUAUCCACCAGAAGCCAUUGUCUCCAUUGCUAUCUUCAUCGUCAUUUUCAUCAUAGGUAUCCCGGGCAAUGGGUUGGUGAUCUGGGUAGCUGGUCUGAAAAUGAAAAGGUCUGUGAACAUUGUCUGGUUCCUAAACCUUGCUGUGGCUGACUUCAUGUGCUGCUUGUCCUUGCCAUUUUCCAUUGUUCACCUGGCCCUCCAUGAACACUGGCCGUAUGGUUGGUUCCUCUGCAAAGUCAUUCCGUCAGUCAUAAUCUUCACCAUGUUUGCUAGCGUCUUUCUACUCGUGGCCAUCAGCAUUGACCGAUGCCUCCUUGUGAUGAAACCUGUCUGGUGUCAAAAUCAUCGAACAGUGAAAUUUAUAUCACUAAUAUGCAGUGGCAUUUGGAUCCUGGCCUUCGUUUUCUCUUGUCCUGUCUUUCUCUACCGUGAGACUAGCACUCAUGAUGGCAAAACUGAGUGUGGGUACAAUUUUGGAGAUGACAAAGAUUAUAUGGAUGAUUCUGUAAAUGGGCUAUUGGGAACAUACUCACCUUCAGCCUACAAUGACUCGUGGGGAAAUUUCUAUGAAACUCAUGAUUAUUCUGUAUCCCUUGCCUCAGUGGUAAUAAACAUCACUAGGGCUGUCUUUGGCUUUGUACUCCCCUUUGGCACAAUGGCAGUUUGCUAUGCCCUUAUUGCUUUCCGAAUGCGUGCAAAUCAGUUUCACAAGCCACACAACAGGAUGCUGCGAACAAUUGUGCUUGUGGUAGCUGCAUUCUUCAUCUGCUGGGCUCCAUACCACGUAGUUGGGAUUCUCAGUCUUGUACCUACUCUUGGGACAGGACUGAAGGAGUCAUUGGUCCUCUGGGAUCACCUCUCUACAGCAUUUGCAUACGCCAACAGCUGCAUCAACCCCCUGCUCUAUGUUUUUGUGGGACAAGACUUCAGGAGUUAUUUGCAUGUGUCUGUGUUCUACAUCUCCUGUCUCUGA